Ilex paraguariensis (yerba mate) is the source of this 468-nucleotide messenger RNA. Lineage: Eukaryota; Viridiplantae; Streptophyta; Magnoliopsida; Aquifoliales; Aquifoliaceae. The record is from the annotation of a GenBank genome assembly.
AUGGAGGGUUCGUCUGAGUCUGGUUGGCAGAAGUCUGAUUGUUCUUGGGGAAUAAAUUCAUCGGCGGUUUCUGAUAGAAACCCUAGAUUGGUUCGUGCCAGCUAUAUCAGAUUAUUCGUUGAGACACCUCCUCAUUCUGGGUGUAUUCCUGGGAGAAAGGUUGUUCGUGCCGUCGAUUGUAGUGAUGUUAGCUUGAGACAGUGGUUGGACAACGCUGAACGAUCUGUUGAUGCCCUUGAAUGCUUGCACAUAUUUACACAAAUUGUAGAGAUUGUAACCUGGCACAUUCACAAGGAAUUGUUGUUCAGAAUGUGCGUCCCUCAUGCUUUGUCAUGUCUUCAUUCAACCAUGUCUCGUUUAUUGAGUCUGCAUCUUGCUCGGAUUCUGGUUCGGAUUCUUGUGAGGAUGGAUCAAACAGCCAAACUGCCGAGUUUAAGGGUUCCUCAUCGCCUUUGCCCCAUGACUUAA